AUGCACAAAAUAUACGAGACAGCACUUAGAACAGCUAUAAAACGCAUAGAUCGUCGUGAACAUGUAUUCGCCUUAAGUACAGUACAUGGUCAAGAGCAUUAUUGUUCAUUCCAAUCAAGAGAGCAACUACAUCGUUUUGAAAUAGCUUUUUAUGGGUGUUUGUACAAAUCAGUGAAUACUAUGCAGACACGAACAUUUGCCUGUAGUUACGAUGGACGACCGGCAGGUUUAGUUAUCGACACCCGACUCGGAUUUUCUCUUUAUGACAUUUCCUCAAAGAGUUAUAUAUGGCAAUAUGGCUUUUCUGAGUUGGAAUCCUCCUCAGACGAUGGAAAAAUGAGGGUCCAAUUUAUUUUUAGAAAUGAUGCGGUUGCUCAAGCUAUUGAUGUUAGACAGUUGGAUGUUAAAGAUAUAGAAUGUGAUGAACCUUUAGCUUUAGUCUUCACAUUACACUCAUUUUAUAUUGCAAAGAUUAUGGGAGCUGAUCCAGAAUUUUUGCAGGAUUUGCCUCUCUCAUGA
This is a messenger RNA of Meloidogyne enterolobii, 519 nucleotides long. The record is from the annotation of a GenBank genome assembly. NCBI's taxonomy places the organism in Eukaryota, Metazoa, Nematoda, Chromadorea, Rhabditida, Meloidogynidae.